AUGCCAUCCUUAUCUUCUCCACCUCCACCCACAGGGUUACAUAACCUUACAUCUAUCUCGGCGAUUCAUAUGCCAUCCUCAUAUUCUCAACCUCCACCCAUAGGGUUGCAUAUCCCAGUUGUUGCUCCCAGGGCCCCUUCUGUACCACCCUCACAUAUACCAUUCUCAUCUUCUUCAACUCCACACACUGGGUUACAUACCCCUUCUACAGACAUUGGAGCAUCCCCAUCACCUCAUACUGUACCAUCUCCAGCCUCGAUUGGUGGCCCAUCUUCUGUCGUUGGUCAGCAGUCUGCACCAUCCCCAAUUGCAUGUGAUAUAGUUGCCCCACAGCCUAUGGUUGAUCUUGAUUUGGAUGCAGAACCUGACCCUCCUCUGCAGGAUCGCCCGAUGAUUGAACCUGUCGGUCGAGGGUUUGUUCCAUCUAGAGUUGCUUCACAGGCUAUCACAAAGACAAUCAAGCAACAAUUUCUUAAUCCUUGGCCAUCAUGGGGAUCAAUACCUGAAAAAGACAAGGACAUUUUCUGGCAACGUUUCAAGAGGAGAGUUCAGUGGGCACUAGAGCAUGAAAUUGCCAUUAGGAGAAAUUUCAACAGCAGAGCUUCUCAUCGUCUAUCUGAAAUGUUUAGAGAUGCUAGAAUGGCUAGAGAAAGGCCAGAAUGGAUUCCUAAUGAUGUGUGGACAAGGCUGCUAGAACAUUGGAAUUCUCCAAGUUAUCAGAGCAAAUAUAUUGCAGCUAAGAAGAAUAGGGCUUUUGAAACAGGUGGAACCCUACACACAGGUGGAUCCAUUACCACUUAUGAGCAUGCCCUUCGUAUGGCACGUGAGUUGGGACGCCAUGUGUUUCUUGAUGAAGUCUUUCAACAGACACAUAUCCGGAAGGGUACUGGCGAGUAUGUGGAUGAGAAGUCUAGGAAGACAAAUGAUGAUUCUAUCAGGACUAGGUGCUGGAUUGAGAUAGUAGGAGGGAAAAAGAAAGGAAGACUUUAUGGGGCUGGUCAACUUGUUUCAAAAUAUGUUGGUCCAAAUGAAAGUCUGAACCAACUACCACCUUCUUCCUCUUCUAAUAUUGAGGACCUCACUAAUAUUAGGCAGCAACUUUCACGCAGCCUGGAGGAAAAUGAGCAAUUAAGGUAUGAGUUUCGAUCCUUUCAAUCCCUAGUUCUGCAAUAUCUCCCUCCUGAUGCUCAGGCUUGUCUUCAACAGCCAUAG
Messenger RNA from Vigna unguiculata (cowpea), 1212 nucleotides. Lineage: Eukaryota; Viridiplantae; Streptophyta; Magnoliopsida; Fabales; Fabaceae. The record is from RefSeq and is a predicted model, not a curated record.